This is a messenger RNA of Sinocyclocheilus grahami, 867 nucleotides long. RefSeq names its product protein FAM107B-like. The transcript has 3 exons. Bases 1 to 378 code for a protein of 125 amino acids. The record is from RefSeq and is a predicted model, not a curated record. NCBI's taxonomy places the organism in Eukaryota, Metazoa, Chordata, Actinopteri, Cypriniformes, Cyprinidae.
AUGGCCUCAUGGGAUAUUAAAGUGUCCAUCGAAUGCACACUGCAGAAUUUAGCCAGAAGUAUGUCAAAUAUCUCAUCGUCUCCUUGUUUUUCUUAUCACAGGGGCCUUGCGCCGCAGAAUAAACCAGAACUCCAGAAAGUGAUGGAGAAGAGGAAGAGAGACCAGGUGUUGAAGGCUCAGAAAGAGGAGCAGGAGGCGCACAAGAAAAGGUCAGACCUUGAGAUCGAGCUCAUGAAGAGACGAGAAACCCUUGAACAGCUGGAAUUGGGGCAACAUAAGAAUGAAGAGGAGCAAGAAAACACCCCAGAGUUUGUCAAAAUGAAAAGCAAUCUGAGAAGAACCAAACAGGAAGUGGACGAGCAGGAGCGUGCCACCUAGAACAGUUUCCAUGGCACAUUUGUUGGAAAAUGGACUGGGGUUUGUGGGGAUUUCCUGAUGUUUUCCCCCUAUGUGUCCCUAUGAAACAAGUGACUGUAGACGAACGGUUCCUGUUGCCUGCUCGCAGACACAACCAGUAUUCACGCAGCCUCUUUUCCUGAACAACGUUCACAAAUAAAGAGGAUUGAAGAAUAAACGACACACAUUCACACAAACUCUUGCACACUCUUUGCCACUGGUUGACUGGCUUCAAAGAACAUUCAUGGCGGAACAAACAGAGACCACAUGAUUACUUUGUUGGGUAUUUUUUUAUGUUUUGGAAAGGGGGCACAUAUUAUUUUACUAUUUUACUUUAAAGACCUGAAAUGGGACACUGGAUGGACUCUUUUAAGCCAAAACAAUCCUCUUUUAUUUAUGUUCAGUGUAAGCUUUUGUUCGAAAGGGCUUCUCGAGACAUUUUCCUCUUGGUUGACAUUUAAAGGAAAUUAA